Molecule: messenger RNA, 1026 nt
Organism: Cajanus cajan (pigeon pea)
Lineage: Eukaryota; Viridiplantae; Streptophyta; Magnoliopsida; Fabales; Fabaceae
Product: putative glutathione S-transferase
Biological process (GO): glutathione metabolic process
Cellular component (GO): cytoplasm
Molecular function (GO): glutathione transferase activity
Source: RefSeq, a predicted model, not a curated record
UAUAAAGCCAUAAACCUUAAGGACUCGGAGAGCAAGAUAAGUUUUGCAAUUGAAGUGCUAAAAAUAAUGGCUUCAAAUCAGGAAGAGUUGGUGCUUUUGGGAGCUGUGGGAAGCACAUUUGUUUGCAGGAUUGAGAUCGCUCUCAAGUUGAAGGGAGUUGAAUACAAAUAUGUGGAAGAAGAUUUGUCGAACAAGAGUGAUCUUCUCCUCAAGUAUAAUCCAGUUCACAAGAAGGUUCCUGUGUUUGUUCACAAUGGGAAGCCUAUAGCAGAGUCCCUUGUGAUUGUUGAAUACAUCGAUAACAUAUGGAAACACAACCCCAUCUUGCCCUCUGACCCUUACCAAAGAGCCUUGGCUCGUUUCUGGUCCAAGUUCAUAGAUGACAAGGUUGUGGUUGCUGCAUGGACAGCUGUGUUCACAGUUGAUGAGAAAGAGCGUGAGAAGAAUAGUGAAGAAUCAUUGGAGGCUCUGCAGUUUCUAGAGAAUGAGAUAAAGGACAAGAAGUUCUUUGGAGGAGAGGACAUUGGGUUGGUAGAUAUUGCUGCUGUGUGCAUUGCCUUUUGGAUCCCAAUUAUUCAAGAAAUAGGGGGGUUGGAGUUGUUCACCAGUGACAAAUUUCCCAAACUCUACAAAUGGAGCCAAGAAUUAACCAACCACCCUGUUGUCAAACAAAGUUUGCCCCCUAGAGACCCUGUUUUUGCAAUUUUCAAAAGACGCUAUGAAAGUCUUUCUGCUUCAAAAUAGAUUUAUGCAAUGUGAGAACCACUAGUGGUAGAGAAUUAAAAUAAUAUAAUAGGAUUUAAGAUUUAAACAUCGUUAUUGUCAUUAUAGUUGGUGUUGUUAUGAUUUCUAUCAAUAAAAAUAAAUAAAGAUUCAUGUGUUGUGUGACUUACAACUACAAAGGAAAAUGGUGCGGGUUCCUUGUUUCGGUUGUUUGUCAUUUAGUUGUUGCUGUUGGGAUUUGGUUUCAAAAUAAUACUUGUAAUAUGGGAUUUCUCCAAGUGAAAAAUUAGUCCAUUCUUGAUA